AUGAGAUCGUUGGCAACUCAAUACUAUCAUCAAAUAAUAAAAAAGAUAAUAGGAUGAUCUAAUUAAUAUUUACGAAAAUAUAAAAAAUGAUGUAAAUUUUAGAUAAUCUCAUUAAGAUGUUUAAUAGGGGGGGGGUGCUCUAAUUGAAUACCUUAUAUUAUUAACUUUUUUAAUUAGAGUUUCAGCGAUCUGCCUCUUUAAAACUCCCACAUAUUUUAAGUUAUACUAGAAUAUGCAAUAUUAUGAGAACCUAUAAACUAGCUAUGCUUUUUAUAUACUUUAAUUAUAUAUAGAAAAGAGAAAUAAAGCCUUUUAUUAAUUCUAGGUAACUUAUUGUUUGAAUGAAUAUUAUAUCAUAUUAAGAGAAUUUCAAGCUGGAUAUUAAAAAAAAAAUUUAAAUUAAUACUUUUCAUAACUUUCUUUUUAUAUUAACCCAGAAGAAACUGUUUCAUAUGGGUCCAUUAUUUUCAUAUAUACAAAUCAAUUGAUUAUUAGAUCUUCUUCUUUUAUACUUUUCACUUUAAAAAUUUGA
Messenger RNA from Paramecium octaurelia, 532 nucleotides. Lineage: Eukaryota; Ciliophora; Oligohymenophorea; Peniculida; Parameciidae. The record is from the annotation of a GenBank genome assembly.